AUGGUGGUGUUGUUUUUCGGUGAUCUAGGGACCUGGGAGAGAGUGAACUCCUUGUUAGAGGAGCAGACAAUUAAAAAGUCACCGUGGCAUCGAUACCAGUUUAUCGUCUUCAUCAUGGGGCUCUUCCACCUCAAGAUGGCCUGUGCUGAUGCAAUUUGGCGAAUCUUCAUCAAUCCACCUGAUGCUCGUCAGGAUCCUAAUUCAUUGCUCAAACUGGUGGGUCAGUUGAAGCCCAAGGAAACAGGCAAGAUCACCUCUGAUCCUGGCUUUUGUCGAAUGCAUGAGGUAAUUGGACAUACCAGCAUUUGCCUCCAUCUGGAUGCAUGGCAUGUCGAGGUGAACAAACAGCUUGUGUUGUGCAGUACUUUGGAGGAAUGGGCAGAGAAUAAGCCUUCAAUGGAGGAAAUUAUGGACUUGUCUCACACUUUGGCUCGUGACUAUGUUGCCGGACUGGGGAGCGAUCAUGUGGAUCUUUCCGUUCUGCGCCAUGACAGAGCCACGCGUGAUCAACAGCGCGAGAACAUUCUACUUAUGCAUCAGUACAUGCUGCUUUAUGAGGAAUUGAUGCACGCAAUGAAUGUUGGGGACGUCGGGCACCUCGAAACCAUCUUCGCUCCAUGGAUUGCAAUCUUGAAGGCUUGCGGCAAGCAUAAGUAUGCCAGUGCUAUAACCCAAUUCUUGUUGGAUGUACACUUUGUGUACCCUGAGGGGCUGCGCUGCGUCGUCCGCUACAAUGUACUAGUUAAUCCUACAGGACAACCGGGGAAGUUUCGUGGUGUGGAUUGGGUUAUUGAGUUAAACAACCUGUUUACCAAGCAUAUCUACGGAGGGUCAGGAUCAAAUUUUACAAAGGACAAUGUCAUCAAGGAGUCCUGUUUGAUCGGGGUCUUCCAAAACUGUCACAAGAAUGUUGAAGAGAACUUUCAGAUACCUGGUCUGACGACGUGCAAGGGCCACAAAGAUAUGAAACGGACAUUCAAUAAACUCCUCAAAUAUACGUUGGAUAGCGAACCAAACGUGUCCAAGGCUGGUCGACAGGCGCGUUACUACAUCCUGGACAUGAUAGAAAAAGGGCUUGGCCUGAUAGAAGAAAAUGAAUAUAAGGUGGGAUCAGAUUCAUAUCGAGAAACUCCAGGUGGACAAGAGCGAGAGAAUGAGGAUAGGGAACAUGAGAUGGUUGACAUUGAGAUGGACGAAGAAGAUUUGAGGGUGGAGCUUCAAGAUCAUGGAAUGUUUUCGGAUGAUGGCCUGUAA
Heterobasidion irregulare TC 32-1 is the source of this 1254-nucleotide messenger RNA. RefSeq lists its product as uncharacterized. The transcript has 2 exons. Lineage: Eukaryota; Fungi; Basidiomycota; Agaricomycetes; Russulales; Bondarzewiaceae. The record is from RefSeq and is a predicted model, not a curated record. The coding region runs from base 1 to 1254 and encodes 417 amino acids.